Messenger RNA from Chondrus crispus (carragheen), 690 nucleotides. RefSeq lists its product as hypothetical. Gene Ontology annotation, cellular component: mitochondrion. Gene Ontology annotation, biological process: translation. The record is from RefSeq and is a predicted model, not a curated record. The coding region runs from base 1 to 690 and encodes 229 amino acids. Lineage: Eukaryota; Rhodophyta; Florideophyceae; Gigartinales; Gigartinaceae. The transcript is spliced from 3 exons. Gene Ontology annotation, molecular function: ribosomal large subunit binding.
AUGUUCCGCGUCGCUGCUCGAACUUCGCAACUUCUUACCCCGGCACCGCGAUGGUAUCCCUUCGCUCCGUGCCGGGGGAAGAAAAAAAAGACGAACAAAAGAAACUCCGCACCAACAGAUCUAGACCCUGAAGUUGCCUCACUAAUCAAUUUGUCAACGUUUGAGGCCAAUAUGCAGAAAGCUGUGGAUGCAUUGCGGGCUAGAUAUGCUAGGAUACGAGCGAGCGGGGCUUCUCCUGGAAUUCUAGAUGACAUUAGAGUCGACGCGUACGGCGCCUCAACGGCACUGAAAAAGCUUGCACAAGUAUCUGUGCGGGAUGGAAGGACACUGCUCGUAAGCGUCUUUGAUGAGGGGACCUCAAAUGCAGUGGAACGCGCAAUUAGGGCAGCUGGUCUCAACUUGAACCCCAUAUGCGAUGGCCCGUCAAAGCUUAAAGUGCCUAUUCCCAAGCCGACGGAGAAGGCCCGCGAGGGUUAUGCCAAAGUGGCACUCCAGGAUGCAGAGUCUGCGAAAGUAGCCACCCGAAUGGUUCGCAGAAAAGCCAUGGACGCCGUCAAAGAUUUAAAAGAUGAUGUGGGCAAGGAGGAUUUGAGGCGCAUGGAGAAUUCUGUGCAGCAGAUGUCAAGUAAGUAUAUUGCCGUGAUUAACAAAUCUCUAGAAGAAAAGGUCAAAUCCAUAAACGCACCCUGA